AUGGCUCCAUCAUGCUGGUGCUGGUUCCCACUCUACUUCGUCGCCUCCGUCACACUAGGCAUCAUCGCAAUCACCUCAGCAAUCCACUCAAACUCCAAACCCACCCCUCAAGAAAUCCCACCACAAACCCUAACUCUCUCCACAAACGCCACACAAGCUCUCAAAAACUCCGGCUUCACUCUCAUGGCUGAUCUUCUCCACCGCUCACCACCCUUCUUUCUCCCACCACAAAACUCCACUUUCUUUGCCAUCAAAGACUCCGCUAUCUCCAACACUUCACUCCCUCUCUGGUUCCUCAAAAGCCUCCUUCUUUAUCACACUUUCACAACCAAACUCACCAUGCAAGAGCUUCUGAACGUAUCUCAAGGUACCUGCAUGACAACCCUUUUCCGUCAAAAGAAUGCUUCCAUAACGAAAAUCGAAACUUUGCAGAAAACUGUUGAGAUUAACCGUGUUUCGAUAUCAAACCCUAAUAUGUUUCUUGGCGAACAAUUCAUCAUUCAUGGUGUUGUUGCACCUUUUUCUUCUAUUCAACGUGAAGAUUUACAAGGUGGUCCUGAUUUCAUUCAUUCACCUACUUGCCCUUCAUCAUCAUCAUCAUCAUUAUCAUCAUCAUCACCGUCACCAUCAUCGUCAUCAUCGAAUAGGUCAUCAUCGAAUAGAAAUUCGACAUAUACUAAUGGCGAUUUCAAGAAAAUCGUCGAAUGGAAUCGAAUAAUUCAGUUUCUCGGUUCGAAAGGCUAUUCAUCAUUUUCAAUAGCACUGCAUUCAGUUCUUGAAGGGCUUCUGAAAGAGUCAGUGAGUUAUCAUUUUGCUUCGGUUACAAUCUUUGCUCCACCUGAUGUGAAUUUACUGAGUUACCCUUCACAUUUGCUAUAUAGAGCAGUGAAGAUUCAUAUUCUGCCUCAGAGAUUGACUUACAAGGAACUCAGUCUUUUUCCUGUUAGGACUUUGUUGAAGACAUUGAUGCCUGAGCAUCAUCUUGAGAUUGAUGGAGUUCUAGGGUUUAUGGCAGGUGUUGUUAUUAAUGGGAUUGAGAUUGUGAAACCUGAUAUGUUUGUUUCUGAGAAGUUUGUGGUUCAUGGAAUUUCUAGAGCUUUUAAGAUGGCUGAGAGUAAUGCUUGA
Molecule: messenger RNA, 1125 nt
Organism: Vicia villosa (hairy vetch)
Lineage: Eukaryota; Viridiplantae; Streptophyta; Magnoliopsida; Fabales; Fabaceae
Product: fasciclin-like arabinogalactan protein 21
Exons: 1
Coding region: 1-1125 (374 amino acids)
Source: RefSeq, a predicted model, not a curated record